GAGGAGAGAAAGAAAGAAAGAACCUCCCCAAAAAUGCCAAAAAAAAGAUCAAGAUUGAGGAGGGAGAUGGGAUGGGGAUAUCAUGCGCUCUUUGAAACAAAGAAAGACGAACGUAAAACCAAAUGCGAAGACGGGUACGUUGGGAGGGAGGGUGGGUGGAUGGAUAUGAGAAUAUGUGAGUGUGUGCCUUUGGAACAAUCUUCUUUCUUUCUACAACUUUUCUCUUGUCCCAAAAUGCGUGCAUUUUUGGGGGUGAGAUGGGGAGGGGGGGAGGAGCGAUGUCGUGCGAGCAUUUCUUUUAUCCUUUGUUUCUUUCUUUCUUUUACUGAGGUCUCUGUGAUUGAUUACACGCCCUGCGUUAUGUAUACUAUUCAACUUCGACGUCGAAUUCUUCAUCAAGGGACGUAG
This is a messenger RNA of Bipolaris oryzae ATCC 44560, 408 nucleotides long. RefSeq lists its product as uncharacterized. The transcript is spliced from 2 exons. Lineage: Eukaryota; Fungi; Ascomycota; Dothideomycetes; Pleosporales; Pleosporaceae. The record is from RefSeq and is a predicted model, not a curated record. The annotation marks the transcript as partial.